AAAAACAGAAAGGAAAGCGUGAGAAAAAGAAAAGAAUGGGGGUAUAUCUAUAAAAAAGAAACUCGCCAUUCUUGAAUUCACAACCUGAACCAUUAAUCUCUCUUCCUCCGAUUCCCGCUAAAUGGAUUCAGCGACAACAGCUCCUCCCACGUUGCAGGAGCUGGAGCUCGACAACCUCAAAGCUCUCAAAGUCCUAGGAAAAGGUGCCAUGGGAACCGUCUUCCUCGUCCACGACACCACCACCAACAACGCCCCCCUCGCCUUGAAAGUCGUCGACAAAACCUGCGUCCGCGCAAAACUCGACGCCGAACGCCGCGCGCGUUGGGAAAUCCAAGUCCUCUCAACCCUCUCCCACCCCUUCCUCCCUACCCUCCUCGGAACAUUCGAUUCCCCACAGUUCUUAGCGUGGGCCAUACCCUACUGCCCCGGCGGCGACCUCAACGUCCUCCGCUACCGCCAAACCGACCGCACUUUCUCCCCCACCGUCAUCCGCUUCUACGUGGCGGAAAUCAUCUGCGCGCUCCACCACCUCCAUUCCAUGGGCAUAGCAUACCGUGACCUCAAACCAGAAAAUGUCCUCAUCCAAAACAACGGUCACGUCACCCUCACCGAUUUCGACCUCUCCCGCAAACUCACCCUCAAACCUAAACCCCAUCUUCCUUCAAUCCCCGUCCCCAAUCCCAAAGUCAAAGAACCCCGCCGCAAACACCGUCGCAACUUCUCCCGCUGGAUCCCCCUCCCUCCCCUCGACGGGAACCGAAGGAAGGCCACCACCAACGCCCUCAAGAAGGCCAAGUCCGCGCGAGUCAGCCCCGUGAGUAGACGAAAACUGAGUUUCUCCAACGGCGAGCGCUCCAACUCGUUCGUCGGAACCGAGGAGUACGUCUCACCGGAGGUCGUUCGAGGCGACGGCCACGAGUUCGCCGUUGAUUGGUGGUCCCUCGGAAUACUCAUCUACGAAAUGCUCUACGGUACGACUCCGUUCAAAGGCAAGAAUCGCAAGGACACGUUCCGCAACGUCCUCACCAAGGCGCCGGAGUUCGUCGGGAAGAGAACCGCGCUCACGGACCUCAUCGAGAAGCUCCUGACGAAGGAUCCGACGAGGCGGUUGGGAUACACGCACGGCGCUGCGGAGAUCAAGGAGCAUGAGUUCUUCCGAGGGGUGAAAUGGGACCAUUUAAUUGAGGUUGUGCGGCCGCCGUUCAUUCCGUCGCGGGACGACGGCUCCGCGGAGUCGUUGGAGAAGCUUUCCGCCGGGAAUUCUGGCGUGGAUAUUAGGGAUUACUUUCAGAAUCUUAGAUCGGUGCCAUCUUCACCGUCAGCGUCAGCCUCCCCAUCAUCGCCGCGGUGGCGGUUUAAGAAAAAUGUUUCUCUAACGGAAUUCUAACCCACGUGCAUGCGCACUGUAGCACGUGCGAGUUAGUUAUUCUUUUGAGUGAUAUUGCAAUAUUGUGUGUAUAGAAUAACGGUAGAUUGGUUAAAAACGGAAUUAGCAAUGUUAGUUAGUACAAACUUCAAACAGUUAAGAGUUGCAGAAUACGAUUUUUAUGAACCUUUUUCUCUCCUCCCAUCGUCCUGUUUUGUAACAGCUUUAUGAAUCACCUCAAUAGCAAAAGGGGUACAACAACAA
Messenger RNA from Vigna unguiculata (cowpea), 1630 nucleotides. It is a transcript of the gene UCNL, whose product is annotated as AGC (cAMP-dependent, cGMP-dependent and protein kinase C) kinase family protein. The record is from RefSeq and is a predicted model, not a curated record. Lineage: Eukaryota; Viridiplantae; Streptophyta; Magnoliopsida; Fabales; Fabaceae. Gene Ontology annotation, molecular function: ATP binding; protein kinase activity. Gene Ontology annotation, biological process: protein phosphorylation.